GGGAUUUGAGCCUUCUGAGAAACUUGUCUGGUGGGUUUCAGCACUGAACCAAGAGUGUAACACAACCUCAACCUGAAAGUUGUGGUAGAGCUGGCAUCAAAGGGAUGGAGCUGUUGUGCUGAUACUGGAGCUACUGCGCUUCAUUCAUUGGAGGAAUGGAAGAAGAACAAAUUGAUUAAGGGAAGGUCCUGAGGCCCCAAGCCAUGAUUCUGAAGCCAGGCUCUCAUGAACUCUCCGUUCAGAACCUUUGGAAAAUAUCCUUUCUGAGUGCUGGGCUGAUAUUCUUGGCAGUGGCAGCCACGGGAUCGCUCAUUGAGCCCCACGAGGGCAGUGUUGCUGGAGGAACCUGGAUUACCAUUCCCCUGGAUGGCUUAGUAUCCCACCAUACGGAAUCUGUCUCUCCAGCCAGUGUGUCCCAGCUGGAGGUGUCUCUGGUGAAUCCAGACCUGCCCAGGCUGCCCUGUGAUGUCUCUCCUCUGUAUUUUGACUUACCCACUAUAAGAUGCAGAACAAGGUCUUCACCCCAGGAGGGUCUGUACUAUGUGGAGGUGAUCUUUAAAGGAUGUGUGAUUAACAACCUGACUGGGCUGGAGAAAGAGAAUUAUUCUUUCAAGUUCUCUGCUGAGCAGACACCUGUGGUUUACCAAAUCAAUCCACCAUCUGGCACCCCAGGAAAUUUAAUACAGAUUUAUGGGAAGACAAUUGCUGGAAGAUAUGAGACCCUCAGCUUCAAUGUGGAUUAUAUUGAUGGGCCAGCUAUCCUUACAGCAAAUGGAUGGACCAGUCUCUGCUCUUUUGCUGACAGAGAAGCGGGAAACAUUUACCCCAUUUGGGCAGAGGAUGGACGGGGGACCCUGCAGUGCCGGGUGGAAGGGAACCACAUAGGGUCCCACAACAUCAGCUUCUCGGUGUUUAACAAAGGAAAGUCAGCAGUACACAAAGGUUCUUGGCUCAUCAGUGCCAAACAGGAGCUUUUCCUGUAUCAAACACAUUCAGAGAUAGCCUCCGUGUUCCCAGCUGGAGGGAGCCUUGGAGGGGGCACUGAUCUCACUGUCACAGGGGAUUUCUUUGAGGAACCGGUGCAGGUCACUGCUGCAGGUGUCCCCUGUAAAGUCAAGCACGUCUCUCCCCAGCAAAUCAGAUGCACCACUGAGCCUGUAGGCAAGAACAGGAGAACUGGUGCCCCCCAGCCAGGAAACAGAGGGCUUCUCUUUGAAGUCUGGGAUGAUGCCUCUGAUCUGACAGAAGCAGGUCCUGGAUACAGAUGGCAGUUUGUACCUAAUGCCAGCUCCCCAGUAAGGUUCCUGUCUGAGGCAAAGAAGUCCUUCAGUUCCAGGCUUCAUGGAUUUUUUGUGGCUCCUCAGACCAACAAUUAUACCUUCUGGAUUCAGGCAGACAGUCAAGCAUCUCUCUACUUAAGUUUGUCCCAAGAUCCAGAACAUAAGGUGAGAAUUGCUUCUCUCCCUGCUGGCAAUUCAGAGUGGUCUGAGAACUGGGCGAAGAACUGGAGUGAAAUUUGGCAGCCAAAAUCCCAGAAAUUUGAGCUGACUGCUGGUUCCAGGUACUACCUGGAAGCACUACAUCAUGGCAAGACACCCAGCAGUGGGAUGAGAAUUGGAGUCCAGAUACAUAACACGUGGCUGAACCCCCAUGUGAUGAACAGCUACUUCAUCGAGAGACAUGAAAUUCGGGCUCGUGCUUUGCAUCUUCCAGAAGUGCAGAUGUUGACUGUGUCUGGUACAGGGUGUUUCAGUAUCUCCUGGAAUAACACACGGCACAAAAUGAUCUCCACAAAUGCUACAGCUCACCAGGUGCAAACAGCAAUAGAGGAACUUCUUUCAGUAGGAUGUGAAACUGAGCCAACUUCUGCUAAAAUUCUUUUCCGCAAUGGUUUUGAGAAAGAAGAUACAAAGAACAUCAUUACCACAGGAAGCACUGUCAGUGGAACGGAGCCUUUCUGUGGGAGGUUCAGUGUUCACAGACCAAGCCAGCUGGUGAAAACCUCCCCAUCAACACUACCAAGAUAUGACCUUACUGAAUAUACACACGUGUGUUUUGCUCACAAAGGCCAUAUGAGUAACGUCCUUCUUAUCUCUGUGUCCUACACUAAUGUCUCUUCAUGUUCAGUGACGAAGAACUUCACUUGCCUAUGGGAUUUCAAUCACACUGAAUCUAGAAGAUGGACAUUCACCUGCACUGACCUCUGGAAGAGAUGUGUGAAUCUCUCCACGCUUGUCCAGGACCUCCCUGCCGGUUCCCCCGUGUUUGUACAUGGGAUAGACUUGCAGAAGGAAACAUCUGGGUCAUUUUACCUUGAUGAAGUCAUCAUUGCUGACAGAACUGUGACUGUUUCUCAGAGGGAUCCCAAGCCCCCUCAACCAGGUGGGAAGAUGAUUGAAUCAGUAUCUGUGGUGGGGUCUCCUCCAACUUACAACGUGUCCUGGGUGGUGUCUGGCUGCGGUCCAAGCCUACCUCUUCUCUCUCCAAGAGGUGCAUUACUUGGGGAGGGCUCUGAGGAGUACGGACACCUCUCUGUCUCCACGGAGGAUGUGAGAGUCAGCCUUACCAUCCAGAGACUGCAGAAGUCAUCCCCACCCCUUGGAGGGACCUUCCACAUCCGCUUGGCCAGUACAGUGAUACCAGAUGUUUCGGUGCACAUCUCCUCCCACCACCUCCGCAAGCUUUUGCAGGACAACGUAGACAACUCUACCGCUCCCUACUUCAACACAAGUGACUUCAUCGUGACCAAGGACUUGAACUCGUGCUAUGAAAAAGUCUGGACUCUGACUUGGAAAAAGGCAACUGGGGACUUGCCCAAUGUUCUCAGUGUCUCUGCCAAAAACCUCACUGGUCUGAAGGCAACUGUUUCUACUCGUGUGGUUUAUGAUGGGGGUGUGUUUAUUGGACCCAUAUUUGGGGACAUGCUUGCUACCCCCAAUAACAAAACACAGGUGGUGGUGGUGGUGAAUGAUGUCCUUUCAAACUGUUCUGGCUCGUGCUCUUUCCUGUUCAGCCAGGAAUUGACACCCACAGUCAGUGAUGUGGAGUAUUUAUCAGAUGAGGGCCCCCUGGCCACAGUGGUUAUCAGGGGAGAUGGCUUCACUGAGGAGAAACCAGCACUGCAGGUGGAGGUGAACAGCACAACCUGCCACGUCACAGUGUCGAAUCAAACCAAAGUGGUUUGCCAGCUGGAGAGGCUGCCAGUGGGAAUCUACCAGCUGGCACUACUGGUGAGGCCUUAUGGAUUUGCACUCAAUGGCAGCACAGGAGAAGGAAUCUUCCUGAGGGUGGAGCCAAAGCUGGUCGCCAUCGAACCUCCUGCGACUUCAGAGAUCGGAGGACUGAGAGUGGCUCUCAGGGGGACCAACCUGGAAGGGAUAAACGUGGUGUUGUUUGGAUCUCAGCCUUGCCCAGUUUUGGAGGAUAGCAGAAAUUCAACCAGAAUUGAAUGUAAAGUUCCUUCUCGGGGGACAGAGGAUGCUGCUGCCCAUGUGACAUUGAUUUCUGGGUACCAAUCAACAACAGUAACCAACUUGUUCCGAUAUGAUCCUUCCUUAAACCCUGCUGUUGUAUCCCUGAGCAGGAACAGAAGUGGCAUAGCAGGAGGGGAGGAGCUUCAGAUUGGGAUAUCUCACUUUGCCACCUACCGAGGUUCAGAUGUCAAGGUGCAAAUUGGAGACUCGUGGCCACAGAUCCAGGAGCAGACAGACCACGGUGUUCAUGUGACACUUCCAGCCUUGGCUGCAGGGUGGCACAAUAUUUCUGUCACCAUCAGUGGUAUCGCUAUUGCUUCGAACAGGACUGAGCUGUUAAUCCAGUACCUCUCCGAGAUCUUCAGCGUGGAGCCGUGUUGUGGCUCCUUUCUGGGUGGAACACUGCUCACAAUCUCUGGAGUGGGCUUUAGCCGAAAUCCUGCCCUGGUUUCUGUUUCAAUGAACAACCAAACCUGUCCAGUUACUCACGUGGUAGAAGAGACAAUUUGGUGCCUGACCCCAGCAGCUGCUAAUUUGUCUAAUGAAGAUUCACAAGACAUCUCUGUCAGAGUAAACGUCGUCAUCAGCAGCAGAUCACUUAAAUACUCUCUCUUGGCCAAAAGGACCACCACCUUUACCUACCAAAGAGCUUUGACUCCCCUUGUUACAUUUGUUGAAACAGAAACCACAGACAGCAGCCUGCUUUUGAGCAUCCAGGGGACAAACAUCACUGGAUCUGUGGCUAAACUUGGAGACAGUGAAUGUCAACUCGAGUUUCAACGUGGCAACAAGUCUGCAACGUUUUAUCAGUGCUCUUUGCCACUGAACAGCCUGGAACCUGGGACUUUCCCCAUCCAGGUUAUCCACAGGCAGCUGGGAUAUGCUCAUGUGACAGCAAGGCAGCAGGCCCUUACAGUAACGCCACGGAUAACCUCCAUAUUCCCAGCAAAGGGAUCAAUCUGCGGUGGGAUGUUGCUCACUAUAUCUGGCACUGCUUUAAAAUCCAGGAGGAAUUUGGUACAAGUCAGCCUGGAGAGUAAUUAUUCCUGUGAGAUCCAGAGGUCUGAUAACAAUGCCAUUAGUUGUGUUGUCCUUCCAGCGUCACAUCCUUUGCGUUCUCAGGGGCUGGAUGAGGCAUCCCGGGCUCUCAGUGUCACAGUGACUGUCAAUGGGGUCAGCAGUGUGUGCCUUGGGGACUGUACACUCCACCUCCACGAGCAGUGGACCCCCCUGGUACAUUUGGUGACCUGGAAGACCAAUGGGACACUCACCUAUGUGACAGUCAAAGGACAGAGAUUGGCCUGGCCAAGCGACAGGCCCCUGGUACAUGUGAACAGCCACACUGUCUGCAAGGUCACGUUCUGGAACGACACCAUCAUCGAGUGCCAGACAGCCUGCCUUGCCCCAGGGGAGCACAGCGUUUCCAUAUCCAACAGGAAAAGUGGGAAUGCUUGCUUUAGGGCGGCAUCGAGUGUUCUCCCCAUCCUGCCUCGGGUGGAUCGGUUCUACCCACAAAACUUCAGCGUCAACGGGGGAGGUCUGCUCACCUUGACAGGCUCAGCACUGAAAGGGCAGAGAACAACUUCUGUUCUCAUAGAUCACCACCCUUGCCACGUCCUCGGUGUCACCUGUGCUGCUCUCCAGUGCACGGUGCCUCCGGGUAACGGCAGCAGAGCUCUGAGUCUAAAAGUGGAUAAACAUUUCUAUUACCUUGGGACAAUAAGUUACAGUGAGGAGUUUGCCCCAGCUCUCCAUUCACUUGUUGUAAGUGGCCUCCUUCUAACGAUGACAGUGUCACGGGCCACAGAGAUGGACACCAUACACGUGUUUGUUGGAGACUUUGCUUGCAGUCGUGUCACCAUCGCUGGCUCCACGUUGCAGUGUUCAGCUCCUCCGCUCCCUGUGGGUGAAUAUCCUGUGCUGGGCCUGGAUAUCCCCAGGGGCUGGGCUUCCUCCAACCUGACGUUCACCUCUGAGCUGACGGUGACAGCUGUGAGUCACAACUGGGGUGGCUUGAGUGGAGGAGCAGUUUACCUGCAUGGGAGUGGGUUUUCCCCUGGGAAGACUUCGGUCACAGUCUGUGGCACCAACUGUGAACCUUUGGGCAAGACAACUGUGACUGAGCUGAGCUGCCUUGCCCCACGCUUACAUGCUUCUUUGGCCACUCUCUGUGGCCUGACACCUUCUUCUGCUGACUGCAGAGAAGACAGAGCCACCUUCAUUGAAUGUGAUAUCCAAGUGACAGUGGGUCCCCACCAGCAGAGAGGAUCUGUGUCCUACCUCUAUGUCUGCGAGGACAGCCCCGCUCGGUGGCAUCACAGGGACACCACCCCACCCCAGAGGUGUUUUGCUGGACUCUUUGCCAGCCCUAAAGUGGAAAGAGAUGAAGUUCUCAUCUAUAAUAGCUCCUGUAACAUUACCAUGGAAACUGAGGCAGAGAUGGAGUGUGAGGGAGCUAAUCAGCCAAUUACUGCCAAGAUUACUGAGAUAUGGAAAAACUGGGGCCAGAACACUCAGCUUUCCUUGCAGUUUUGUGGCCGGUGGGACGAGGACUCCAGCUGGCCUGCUGGCCACCAGCCGCGAGAUGGCGAUAACGUCACGAUAGAAGAAGGUCGGACGCUGCUGUUGGGUACCAGCACCAGAGUCCUCAACCUGCUGCAUCUCAAAG
Empidonax traillii (willow flycatcher) is the source of this 6141-nucleotide messenger RNA. Its product is annotated as fibrocystin-like. The record is from RefSeq and is a predicted model, not a curated record. Lineage: Eukaryota; Metazoa; Chordata; Aves; Passeriformes; Tyrannidae. The transcript has 36 exons. The annotation marks the transcript as partial.